UCUUUUGCAUGGGACGCAUUGCCGGCUUCGUGUCAGCCGCCGAAUUCGCCGAGCUGGAUGAAAGCGAGUACCAAGAGUGCCCUGUUUAUGACCCGAAGAGCACAGUGCUCGCUGUGUGCUACACGUCGGGAAGCACAGGCAGGCCCAAGGGCGUGGAGAUGACACAUUACAACUACGUGGCCUCCUUCUAUACCACGAGUUUCGUUCUACCAUUUGGAGAGGGAGACGUGGUCCUUGGAUUGAACCCUAUAACACACCAGUCGGGCAUGCUUUACACUGUGAUAGCGAUGUUGGAUGGCGGGACCAUCAUCAUAACUUCUGCAAGUUUGAACAGUAUGGAAAUUAUGGAUGCCGUUGACAAGUACAAGGUUACGGGUGUACACUUAUUCCCAUCAAGAUUGCAAGCUCUGCUACAAGAAAUGCGUCGCACUGGUCGACAAUUGCCCAGCGUGAAGCACCUCCUCAUCACAGGGAGUGUGCUGUCGACCUCUAUAGCUGAUCGGGCGCGUAAAGCUUUCGAGAGACUGGAGUGUAUGCUGAAUAUGUAUGCCAUGACUGAGUCUUGUUCUAUUAUAACGGCUCAACCAAAGACCAUUGACGCCCGCAGAGGAGAUGACACCGGUGUUCCUAAUACUACAGUAAUGCUAAAGGUGGUCGAUUUGUGCACGGGUCAGAAGCUGGGUCCACACCAGAUAGGGGAGAUCUGCUACCACAUGGCUAGUAUGGCCCUGGGCUACUACAAACGGCCCAAAGAAACUGCUGAGCUUUUUGACGAAGAGGGCUGGUGCAAGUCAGGUGAUGCUGGAUACUACGAUGAUGAUGGUCACUUGUACAUCGUCGAGCGGCUGAAGCAACUCAUUAAGUGCAUGGGGAAUCAGGUGGUUCCUGGGGAGCUGGAAGAGCUCCUGCUUCGGGAACACUCGGCCAAUAUUGCCGAGGUAACCGUUGUUGGGCUUCCCCAUUGCGAGUAUGGAGAGGCUGCUUCGGCUGCCGUUGUGCUUUCACAAGAAGGUAGUAAGAAGAAUCCCGAGCUCCUCGCCAAGAGUAUCAAGGCUACCGUGGAAACCCAUUUCGCCGUUUACAAGCACCUACAUGGUGGCGUCUUCUUUUUGGAUUCCCUGCCAAAGACAGACAAUGCAAAAGUCAACAGACCGGCCUUGGCACGCUUUCUCGCGGCAGGUCUAGAUACAGAGAAGCCGACGCAGGUUUGAGCAUGCGGAAAGACACCGCUAACUCGUCAUUUAGGUCAGCUGCCGAAACUUCUUUACGGUUUUCUUUUUUGCUUGGUUCUGAACAAUUAUCAGUGAGGCCAGUUGGCGAAAUCAGCCUUAGUGCGCUGUACUGGGUUCUUUUGAAUA
Molecule: messenger RNA, 1358 nt
Organism: Dermacentor silvarum
Lineage: Eukaryota; Metazoa; Arthropoda; Arachnida; Ixodida; Ixodidae
Product: probable 4-coumarate--CoA ligase 1
Exons: 6
Coding region: 9-1211 (400 amino acids)
Molecular function (GO): CoA-ligase activity
Source: RefSeq, a predicted model, not a curated record